UAGAAAACUGCUCUGUUAAAAGGGAAAGCUCGUGUUAUUCUCGUUCGAUUUAAGCUUAACUAGGGAUUUGUUCCGAUUUGAUUUCAAUUUCUGGUGUUCAUUCCGAGAUAAUCAACUUUGAUCGUUUCCAACUUCUCUGAAGGUCAGCUACGAUGUCGGUACGAACAGUGAAAGUCAGCAAUGUCUCCUUGAGUGCAAUAGAGCAAGACAUCAAGGAAUUCUUCUCAUUUUCUGGUGAAAUCGAAUAUGUUGAGAUGCAGAGUGGGAAUGAGCGGUCUCAAAUUGCAUAUGUUACUUUCAAGGAUUCUCAGGGGGCAGAGACUGCACAACUUCUUUCGGGAGCAACAAUAGUUGAUCUGUCCGUCUCCAUAACUCCAGCUCCAGAUUACCAGUUACCACCUGGUGCUUCAGCUCCUCCUACACCAAAGGAAACCAAAGCUACUAGUGGUGCUGAAACUGCAGUGCAAAAGGCAGAAGAUGUUGUUAGUAGCAUGCUUGCGAAGGGUUUUAUCUUGGGCAAGGAUGCCCUUAACAAAGCAAAGGCCUUAGACGAGAAGCACCAAUUCACAUCCACAGCCACUGCGAAGGUUGCUUCACUGGACAAAAAGAUUGGGCUCAGUGAGAAAAUAAGUGUGGGCACGUCUGUUGUCAAUGACAAAGUCAAGGAAAUGGACCAGAAAUUUCAGGUUUCUGAAAAAACAAAAUCUGCUUUUGCAGCUGCUGAACAUACAGUCAGUAAUGCUGGGUCUGCCAUCAUGAAGAACCGGUAUGUACUCACAGGGGCUUCAUGGGUAACUGGGGCCUUCAAUAAGGUUGCUAAGGCAGCCGGGGAAGUUGGGCAGAUGACGAAAGAAAAGGUUGGCAUGGCUGAGGAAGAACAGAGAAGAGAAAUGGUGGAUGCUUAUGCUCAGGUACUGUCUGAGUCUCCAAAAGCUGAAGAAGGUGACAAGCCUACCAAACCUGGCCCUGCGCCUGCACAAGGAUUGAUCCUUUGACUGGUUAAAAUUCUGUAAAUAGCUUUGCCUAUGCUUUGUGAUUCUACCACCUGUGAUAUUACUUUCUUGCUUUGUUUAGUAUGCGAAUACUAAUGUAGAAGAGGCUGCGGCCAUUGUUGGAUGUGAUUGCUAUAAAUGACUUUAUUAACUUGAUUUUCUU
Molecule: messenger RNA, 1155 nt
Organism: Telopea speciosissima
Lineage: Eukaryota; Viridiplantae; Streptophyta; Magnoliopsida; Proteales; Proteaceae
Product: binding partner of ACD11 1-like
Exons: 5
Coding region: 153-995 (280 amino acids)
Molecular function (GO): RNA binding
Source: RefSeq, a predicted model, not a curated record